Colias croceus (clouded yellow) is the source of this 1184-nucleotide messenger RNA. RefSeq lists its product as uncharacterized. NCBI's taxonomy places the organism in Eukaryota, Metazoa, Arthropoda, Insecta, Lepidoptera, Pieridae. The coding region runs from base 175 to 1146 and encodes 323 amino acids. The record is from RefSeq and is a predicted model, not a curated record. The transcript has a single exon.
CACCGUACAAAUUAAAGGUUUUUUAUUAUCAUUGACACAGAAGAGCAUUGUGCAAUCGCGAGAGAGCAAGAUUCGGGCCAUUGAUGAAUGUCAACGUUCGAUACUCUAUUAUAAACGCUAUAUAAAUAUUUGCUGAGACCUUUGCCGUCAUUUCUGCACCGAAACGCUGAGAUAAUGCCACGUCGUAUUGUUCUAUUACUUAUAAUUGCUCAUGGCUCUUGCAUGGAGAUGCGGGAGACAGUCGAACGAACGGUCAUGGUUCGCAGGACCGGGUCUGAUCUUCAACCAGCCGCUACAGGAUACAUUUAUAAAAAAGGCAGCGACGGGGAAGCUGUCGUUACAAAAAUGGGUGAGACCGAAGUGAUGGAACAGCUAUCAAAAUUAUACGAACAACCAAAAUCAUUCGCUGCUCCAAUUCCAAUCAGUUCUCCAUUCGCAGAAGAUGAUACCAAAGCUGCACUUAAAGCCAAAGAUCAUGUAAUACCAGUUAAAGAGAAUUCAGAAGAUGCAGUAGAUGGUAUAGCUGAUGACGACUAUAGAAAGCUUUUCGACGAAUACGCUUCUACAUUCGACGACUAUUUAAAAAGCUUAGGCGGUUUUAAAAGUGGUGAAAAUGAUGAUUUCGGCAAACAAUAUGGAUAUGACGUCCAUCAUGAUUAUAAUCCAAAGAAAGAUUAUAGCUAUGGAAAGCAAGGAGCAGGGGAUUACGAUAAUAAAAAGUUUGAAAGUUACUAUCUAUCUAAAAAGCAUGAUAAGCCUUACGAUAGUGAUGUAUACGGCAAGCUUUAUAAACAUCAAGAAUAUAAUCACGAUAAUAAUGAUAAAGGGUUCGGCUCAUAUAGAGAACACAAAGAUGAAGGCAACACAUUUCGAUACAAGAAAGUUGAUGAAAAGGACAACAAUAAGGACGCAAUCAAAGACAGUUACAAAUACAGCGAUGAGCCAAAAUACUACGGACAUGCGGGCAGUAGAGAUGGGCAUGCUUAUAGUUCAGAACACCACGAUGCUUUGGGGGCUGAAGGAACAGAACAUGACAAUACCAGCGAAAACUCCGAAGAAGAUAGCACAACAAAUAGCUACGGAGACUUCCCAACUAAAAGCGGACUGGCUGCAAGUAAAAGCUUCAGCUAUGAAGUUAAGCACUAACCCGGCUGUGUGUAUUGUUUUAUUGUUGAUGUUUCGUA